UUACUCAUCCACGGCAAGAUCUGCAACAACCUCCCUCCAUCUGAACAGCAAGAACCGAGCCCAACAUGCCGAUGGAAUAACAUUGUCCCCUUACAGGAUCUGGAAAAUCUUUACAAUAGAGGCUGCCAGCAAUGGCGGUGGCAAAUGGCCAUGCUCCGAAGGACGCAACUAGCGACCGCACCUCUAGACAAUCCAAUGUUUCCACGACGAAUGAUUCUGCUACCACGAAAAGCACUAACUGCAACGGGAGGGCAACCAAUAGCGCCGCUCCGGAUACUCCCACAACCAAAUCAACAAAUGCCCAAGCAACCCAAGCAAAUCCCCAUCCCAACCCCAGACCCGCACGCAAAAGGAAGCCCAAUCCAAACCAAAUCUACACAUCCCCUCUCCCUCUGACAAUCCACCCUCUCCCUGCCUUCCACCCCUCCCACCCUCUCUCCCUCCUCCACCUCGUAGCAACCUACCUCUCCCACCUCCUCUUUCCCCCAUCCUCCCACCCUUCCCCACUUUACCCCGGCGUCUUCAGCCCGGAGACCCACAGCGUCCACGUCACGGACCCGAGGGCCGUGAAGGCGUUGUGGGAGAUGGGGUUCUGGGGCAAGGGAAGUUUGAGUCGGAGCGAGAUGGGUUGGUUGGAGCGGGAGAAGGCGAGGAGGAAGGAGGCGAAGGGUGCGAGGGAGGGGCGGGUGAAGGUGGCGCCAGAGGACGCGACGAAAGCGCGUAGGGAGGAGAGGAGGAUGUUUAAGCUUGAGCGCGCGAGGGCGGAGAGGGAGAGGAUCUUAAGGCAGAGGGCUGUUGAGGAGGGGGGGGCGGUGGAGGAGGGUGGAGAGCAAUAUCCUCCUAAUGGGACUAAGCGUGACGAACAAGUUCUAGAUCCGUUGAUGAGGAACGAGACUGAUCUCCAAGUGGAAGACGGUAGGCCGGGCGAGCGAGUUCCCGAUUCAGAGCUACUAGACCCAGCGACUGCAACGGAGCACGAUCCGCUAAUACCAAACGGCAACCCCACGGCAGAAACGCCGGCCUCGGAAUCACGCUCUCAGACUCGGAGAAGGGAGCAAGUGGGCGAAGACGCGGAAGACGACGAGCCUGAACCCGACAUCAAGAACCAGGAACAUCUUCAGCUCACGCCCGAAGAAGCCUUCUUCCUCUCCUACGCCCUCGGAGUCCUCGCCGUGACGCACCCGAACUCCACAUCAUCCAAGAAGCUCUCGCCACCGGAGCUGCUGGACUUGUUCGCGACCCCGCACAAACCCGCCUCAUCUUCAGUGACGAAGCAUCAGGCCCUCCUCCAGCAUCCCGCCAUAUCUCUCAACGAUCAACCCUUACACGCUCGCGACGUCAGCCGCCAGGUUACCGAUUCCAAUGCGGUCACAGAGCCUUCCCUGUCGCCCAGCGCUAGCACCGAUCGAAGCGUAAUCGACAUCGAACCGGACAACCCUUUCCUCCUCUCCUACGCAACAUACCAUCACUUCCGCUCUCUCGGCUGGGUCGUACGGCCGGGCAUCAAGUUCGGGGUCGACUUCCUGCUCUACAACCGCGGACCAGUCUUUAGUCAUGCCGAAUUUGCUGUCGUCAUCAUGCCUGCUUAUACGCAUACGUAUUGGGCGACUGCCAAAGGGAGGUCAUUGCGCAGGAGGGAAGGGAACGGGGAGAAGGAUUGGUGGUGGCUGCAUGCGCUCAAUCGCGUGCAGAGUCAUGUUGUUAAGACGUUGGUGUUGUGUUAUGUCGAUGUGCCUCCUCCGCCGCCAACGACUACAGGGACGGGCAGUGUGAGCGAUGUGACGGCGUUGUUCGCGCGGUAUAAGAUCAGAGAGUUCAUCGUGAGGAGAUGGAGUGUGAAUCGGAUGAGAGGGUGAUGAUGUAGAAACGUGUCGCGACGAAUACCUCGUUAUACAUACUUUGCUGAGGCCAUUUGUGUUGAUUCUACCUCAGCCGCCUGGCCCAUCAUACUUGAUCCUGUUCCGAGCACGAGGAGUCUAUGGGUGGGUCAUGUACCUGGCUUCUAUACAGCUUUCUGGACUCUGAGGACCUCGACGAUGUACUGCAAGCCAGCGUGAAUACGUCUUCCGUCAACGGGAAUCGUUCUGCGUGGUCACGUAAAGUCUUAUACUUGUAAACGCUCCAUACAUGCUGUAGUCCCUUCCGCUGUUAACAUGCGAGUUCGUAGUAGUAAUGUAGCUG
This is a messenger RNA of Baudoinia panamericana UAMH 10762, 2181 nucleotides long. RefSeq lists its product as uncharacterized. Bases 132 to 1856 code for a protein of 574 amino acids. Gene Ontology annotation, biological process: tRNA-type intron splice site recognition and cleavage; tRNA splicing, via endonucleolytic cleavage and ligation. Gene Ontology annotation, molecular function: nucleic acid binding; tRNA-intron lyase activity. The record is from RefSeq and is a predicted model, not a curated record. Lineage: Eukaryota; Fungi; Ascomycota; Dothideomycetes; Mycosphaerellales; Teratosphaeriaceae. Gene Ontology annotation, cellular component: tRNA-intron endonuclease complex. The transcript has a single exon.